Messenger RNA from Penaeus vannamei (Pacific white shrimp), 5593 nucleotides. RefSeq lists its product as uncharacterized. Gene Ontology annotation, cellular component: vacuolar membrane. NCBI's taxonomy places the organism in Eukaryota, Metazoa, Arthropoda, Malacostraca, Decapoda, Penaeidae. Gene Ontology annotation, biological process: amino acid transmembrane transport. Gene Ontology annotation, molecular function: L-amino acid transmembrane transporter activity. The record is from RefSeq and is a predicted model, not a curated record.
ACUAUCGUGAGGUUGGCAGCCCUGGUCACGUCAUUAUGGCUUAUCACCUGUUUGUUCUCGGAGCGAUGUGAAAGUCCGUUCACCUGUUCACCACCUUCCCCUGUUCACCAUGGGCGUCGGCCGGCCGGGAGCGGGCAUCACGAGCCCCGUGAAAAUCGUGGCGAAUAUCUUCAUCUCUUUUAUUGGUGCUGGGAUGCUGGGCCUGCCCUUUGCGUUCAAGGAGGCAGGUAUUAUGGAAGGAGCCUUGAUUAUGGCUGUUGUUGGGUACCUGAGUGUAGCAGCCAUGUUGAUGCUUAUCGACUGCAAAUACGCCAUAUUGUCCUCAGGAGGCAGAGCAGGUGGCAGAUCUAUUAUUAUGGAGAAAAAGGUGCCGCUGUUACCUCCAGACUCCUCAGAUGAUGAGGAUGAGGAUGAGCGCCACCCACCCACGCCCUCCACAGACCUCACCUAUGGUGAUGUUGGGCUCUAUGCAUUGGGUCCCGGUGGCAAGCGUCUCGUUGACAUUGCUAUUGUAGUUUCACAGAUAGGGUUCUGCUGUGGGUACCUGAUCUAUCUGUGUAAGAACCUCAACCUUUACAUUCCAAGAAUCAGCCAAAAAGUAUGGCUGAUACUCCUUUUGCCUCCUCUCUACCUCCUCACCCUCCUGAGGCACCUCAACAAAUUAGCCGUCUUCAGCUUGUUUGCCCAGAUCUCCAACGUACUUGCACUAGCUGUUGUGUUCUGGUUUGACUUCUCGCACUCAGAGGAGGUGCCUUUCCAGCCCAAUGAGUUCUCUAUAAAGGGCUUCCCAUUCUUCUUCGCAGUGGCAAUCUAUUGCUAUGAGGGUGCAGGCAUGAUUUUUUCUUUAGAAGAAUCUGUUGCAGAGAAGAAGCGAGACAAGUUUCGCUCUAUAUUUGUGUGUACAAUGACAGGACUCACUACACUGUACAUAUGUUUUGGUGUGUCGGGAUAUGCAUCCUUUGGUCCACAUACAAUGGACAUCAUUACCUUGAACCUGCCUCAUAGUAGCGGGUCAGUGGACUUUGCAGCAAUGGUGAAGAUUUGCCUUGGAAUUUCGCUCUUCUUCACAUACCCAAUGAUGAUGUUCCCUGUGACGCAUCUCCUUGAUAAGACAUUUGGACUGCAAAAUGCACCUCAUAAGGGGAACAUGUUACGAAUGGUGCUGGUGGGUUUGACGGGUUUAGUUGUGAGUGCAGUUCCAAACUUUGGCAUCUUGAUUAGCCUUAUUGGUGCCACAUGCUGCACUCUCUUGGCAUUCAUCCUUCCUGCUGCCUUCCAUCUCUCCAUUUUCCGCCAGAGACUUACGAAGCGACAGUGGUACUUCGACAUGUUCUUGGUUGUCCUGGGUAUUAUAGGCUCUGUUGUGGGUCUCUGGGACGCCUUCAACAGGAUGAGUGAAGGUCAUGACCCACUGCUGGAGGUUAAUGAGUUUUCACAGUCAACGGGGAGGAACAAUAGCCUCCACAGCCACGUCAAGGUAACUCUUGCACCAGCCAGCAACAUAAGUCUGCUUUCAACUUCGGUUCUGAAAAACAUAAGUGAAGCAGAGGCCACUUAUGGUAAAUUGAAUACCACCAAAGACGUGACUCAGAUGUCUGUCAAAGAUGGUAGGAUAAAAGUAGGAAAAAAUAUGACCACAGUUAGGCCAGUAGAAGAGUUGAAUGUGAGCUCACCCAGUUCACCAAGUGCUGUGCCAGGAAUGGUGACAAAAGCAGUAGUGGCUGACAAAAAUCAUAAUAGUGGUAAACUAAAUCAGAUGGGUUCAGAUGCCAAGGUUCUGUUGAAAACAGUAGAUCAGCAAGGAACAAAUAAAUCAGACUCUGCCAGCAAAGAUGAAACAAACAGUUCAAUGCCUUCAAUUGUGCCUACAGAGGUAAACAACAAAAAUAUAGAUAGUACAAUAUCAGCUGAGAGAGUUGAAGGAGAUACAUCAGCUUCUGAGAAAGUCCAGCCAGUCCAGGAAUCUGCAAAAGAAACAGUCACAAAGAGUAAGAAGACCUGAAAACAUGUGGAUUUUACAUUCUUUUGUACAUAUGAAAUGACACAAACUUUGUGAUUUUGGCUGCCUGAGGAAAUAGUCUGUAACAGCACACUUAUGCUUUUUUAGAACUUAUAGUUGUUGCAUGUUUCAUGCAUAAAAAUAGACUAUGUAACAUAAACCUUUUAAAUUUGUGCAAUUUUUUGUGAUAUUCACAAAAUUUAGGAUUUUCAUAAAUUUUCUAGUCUUCCUGUCAGCUGAUUGGUAAACAUCUUGAUGCUCAGUGACAUUGCAGUAAAACAAUAAAUGUAGCUAUCUUUAUUUUUAGAAUUUACUUUAUUUUUUUAUGUUAUUUUGUAUGCUUGUGUGUUGUUGGUGGUGGAAUAGUCAUGUUUAUUUAUUACUGGUAUACAAUUCUUAUCCACUUCUACGUGUCAUGUUCUGACACAAGGUGCUAAAUUGGGAAUUAAAGCAUUCCAUUUUUCCCAAAUUGAUGUGAAAAAGUUACUUUGUUUAAAAGAUUAAUAAGUAAUAUGGAAAAGUGAAAGUUCCUGUUUAACCCUCUUUUUAAACCUCAAAACAUUGUCAGUCAUAUAUAGCUCAUUUUUAUUCCCUACCUUAUAUCAAUUCAUGGCAUUGUAUUUUGUCUUUAUAUUUAAAAAACAUAUAUUACUAGUUAGUGAAUGUAAAAUGAACAAUUCAGAAGUAGAAAAACAAGUAUGGUGCUUAUAAAACCAAGAAAGUCUUGAGAGGGAAAAAAGUUUUGAAAGAAAAGAAAGUGAUCCAUUUUACCAAGUAGGUUAUUCUCUUUACCAUCGGCACAAUAAUGUGUCUUCAAACUUCUCUUGUCUGUCAGCAUCUUCAUGGAGGAAUGUAGCUCAAAAUUCCGUAAUAUGAGGGAAUGUGGGAAAAGAAAGACAACUGACUAACAGAACUUGGUAAGUGAUUUUAUAUGAAUAGAGAUUUAUUUACACUUUUUUUUCUUUCUUUUUUUCUUACACUUUUGUGAGUGAUUUAAAGAAUUGUGUAUGGCAAAAUUUGGAAUUCACUAUACCCAUUAUCCUUUGACGUCAGUGAAGUUUAUAAACAAUGAAUCAGGCUUGAAUAAGAAUAAAUAAAUAGAUAAAUAAAAGAUUUGAAAAUGUAGAGUAAGAUGAGUCAAGGGAGCAAUGGAUUUUUUGUUUUAUUGUCAUUUGUGCUCAUUUCAUCCUUCGGUGAUGGGGCCUGAUAUAUUUGUGAUGUAAUAUUAUGCAACAGUUUAGACUUUGUGGCUAGGCCUAAGCUGUGUACGCGUUUACACAUCAUAGGUUGUUACAUUAUGAUGGCUGUAGUUUUCACUGUCACUGAGGGGUUAAUUUUCAGUCAACUUUCGAGUGCAUAUUGUAAUUAAUUAUUUAUUAUUUUUUUUGACAAGUUGUUUGCUUGGAUUGAAUUAGCUAUUCACACAUUCUUUUCAUUGAUUCACCUCAUUUGAAAGUGGUUGAUUGGUUGUGCACUUAAUUGUUUAAUUUCUUUUUCUUUGAGAUGUGGGUAGUUAUUUUUGGUUUCUCCUUUCCAAGUCUUACUUAGUAAUGUUGAUGGAAUUUAUUUGUGUGAUACAACUGUUAAUUGAUUUUGCUGGAGUGUUUGCAUGGAUUUUUGCCUGCUUGAUGGGAAAACACCAUGUUUUGACUUUGAGCAAGCUUUAAGACUGAAUGAACUUGAUAGACAGAAGUUUGUAUCCUCCUCCAAAAAGAAGCAUUACUCGUAGAGGAAAUUAAAUGUGAUACAAGUUUAUUAUAAUCAUGCCUCAUUUCAUCUUUUGUGAUUGUGUGUUCCUUGUAUGUAAAAACACUGAUGCAGGUCAUAUAUUUUAGUUUAUCAUAAAAAUGUUUUUAUUUUUUUUAUUAUUUAUUUAUUUAUUAUUAUUAUUCUUUUAUUUUAUUAUUAUUAUUUUUUUGCCAUUUUAAAGAAUGUUAAAUUAUAGCAAUAAACUUCUAAUUGUGUGUUUUGGUUGUCAAGUGUACAAUUAGAGAGGGAAUAUUUUACACUUAUGUACAGUUUAUUUUUAUGGUUGAGUAGAAAUGUGAAUUUCUGUGUUCAAUAACAAUAAUAUUUGUUUGAAAUGGCAGUACCUGUUGUGUAUAUCUGUUUAGAUUUUGUUUUAUCAUGUACUUCUGCUCAAAAGCACCUAAUAGUUCUGUAAUCAUUUAAAUACCUUUGUGUUCAAGACAUGACUUGGUUGUAAACUGGUUAUUAUUAUAUGUAAGCACUUAAUAAUUAUGACUGUACAAAUGUAUUUGGAGAAAUAUCUGUUUUGUAUAUUAUUGUAUAUUAUUUAGUGUUCUUUAAUUCCUAACUGAGUGUUUGAUAAGCUUUUUUCUUCAUUGGGUGAGUUUAUCAAACACCCGAGUAAAGGACAGGGUAUAUUAAUGGGUGUGGAUGUUGGGGAAGGGGGAGAGUGGGGUUCAUGGGACUACUGUACUUACAGGGAAGUAUUUAAAUGGUUUUAUAUUGGAAGUAUCAUUCCUGCGAACAAUUAUCCUACUUGUGUCAUCCAGUGUGAGGCUCAUGACUUUACAUAUUCCCAUGCUGUCAGUAGGUGUGAUUGCGUAUGACGUUUUGAUUGACCCCAUACCCCGCCCCCAAGGCAUAAGAGGAGAAGAAAAAAAGCAGUUAUGAAAUUGAUUUAUAUAUUUUUAUAUGGUGUAAAUAUACAGUUAACUUGAGGCAGUCCCAAACCUUGUUACUUAUGAAGCUUUGAAAUUGCUAGGUGAAUGUGUUGUUUUCUAAGCAUAGCUUGUUUUAUUGAUGGAAUCUAUUUUUAUGACAUUCUUUACUCAUCAGUGGAUAUUGCCACUGUCAUAUAUCUUUCAAAUUGAAAGUUGCAGAAAUAAUGUAGAAAAAACAAUCAUCUAAGGAUGCAUGAACACCUAUGUAUGCUAUGCCUAAUGUCAUAUUAGUUUUUUUCAUAAACUUUUAAAAAUCAAGCACUGGAAAUGUUAAAAAAAUUAACAUUGUCAUUCCACUUAUGAUGCACUGGAAGUAAAGUUUAGCCAAUGUUUUCCAAACAUGUUUGUAGAAUUAUGAUGUGAAUAAUUAAACCUUAAAGAUCUUAAUGUCUUUGUGGAUGAAGUCUGCAAAUCAUGUAAUAGGGGCAAGGUGAUAGAUUGUUCUUGUUCCAUUCCGAUGUUUGAGGAUUCCAAAGGCAAAGUACACUUUAUCGUAACUCCUACAGAGGAAAUAGAAAGAAGAGAAAAACUGUUAAGUUGAGCUUACAGGUGUAACUUAUGUCUCAUGAUUGAUAAUCCUUUGGAAAUCCUAUUUAAAUAUAUCACUUUUCAGUGAAAAUUUUGGUUAUAUAAUUGUUGAAACUGAGUAAUGUUAACUGUAGAUGUUACUUUUUUUUAAAUCUAGAAGAUUUAGAUGUAUUCUUACUACCUAUUGUUUAAUAGCUCAAAUAGCUGAGAAGUCCUAGCUUGACAUAGCCAAGUGAGACCAGGAAAUUAAAGGUAGGGGAAUUAUUUCCAUACUUGUAUUUAUGUAAACAUCUUCUGUAUUUUUAAUAGCUACAUUGUAAAGUGUUCAAGAGAUUGCAAAUUGUUGAGGUAUACUUCUAGAAAAUUAAUGUAUUUU